AUGCGCCCCAAGCCGGCGUCUUCGCUCCAGAAGACCUACGAUGACUGCUACCUGAUGUGCUCCACUGCCGUCUACUUUGAAGGCCAGCAAAAUGAAGAGGAAGCCUUGAGAUCUUGGCGCUCCGCCCUGGAAACGAUCUACUAUCACAACGCUUAUCGUGUCCCAUCCAAAUACACUCCCAAAAACGAGACCGAACGUGCCCUUCAAGAGUCCAUCCGCCAGCUCGAGCUUCAAUGCCGCGAGCGGGUCGAUCUCCUGCAGGCCCUCCGCGAAAGCAGAAAGGAUUCCGCCGGUCGAUCGCCUCCUCGAACCACACCGGGCUGGAUUGGUGACGGCACCGUCCCCGCGGUCGGAUAUACCGAUCUCUCCAAACCCCCCACUAUCCCCGGUCGCCCGCCCCCGACCACCACCGUCAGCUCCGACUCUAUUAGGAGCGAUCUUCAACCCAGCGCCGCGGCUUCGUCCCGGCCCAUCCCCAUCCCCGCUCAGCGCACCCAGUCGCAUUCCUCGGGCAAAACGGACUCCCGCACCCCCAGUCCCGAGCGCCGGAAGAUCAUGCCGUUCACCCUGCGUACUAGUGAUUUCAAGAAAUUGGGCAAGAAGAAAGACACCUCCCGACGGAGAGAGCUGCGGCCGGCCGCAGCUUCUCAGGCCGCUGGGCUGGCCUGGGGGAGUAUCUACAACACUCCCUCUUCGCCCGACAAGACCGCCAGCGAUGCUGCUCUCGCGUCCUCCCGCCAGAGCGCCUCCAAUGACCCCAGCUUUCGAAGGGAGCCGGCACCCCUUCGCGCCCAUUCUGGAGAUGGGCAUGUCCCGCGGAAAGCAUCAAAUCCACCAACAGACGAUCCAGAUAGCCGUCGCACCGGACGAAAGCCUCGCGUGUCGGACCAGCCUGUCCGGCGGUCGCCUGCGAAGAAGUCGGCAUCGAGCACUCCUUCGACGACACCGACGGUCUCCGCGUCUCGCACCCCAACUGCGGAGAGUCAGCUGCGGUCGUCUGCUCGUUCGCAGUCCGCCUCCGCAGGACCUGAUGCGAAAGACGCUGUUCGUUCGCAGCCUCCGCCGAAGCCGUCUGUUAAGCCCAAGCCAGUGGCAUUGAGGUCGGCCAAUCCAACUUCAUCUUCCCCUCGACGGUCUGUUGAACCCACGGAGCGCUUAAGCCGGCCACCGACUAAGUCAACAUCGCGUCCCCGCCUCGCCCCUACAUCUUCUACAGAGGAUGCAUUGGUUCCGGGUUUAGAUCGUAUGGCGUUAUCGGGCAACAGUCCGGUCCGACCAACACCACAGCUCAAGCGGACCAUAACGCCACCGUCGAGUGAUCCGGAAUCGCUGGGCCCUAAGUCUACCGAGCCAGACGAAGAAGAUGCAAAGGAAGAUGAGGGCGAUAUGUAUUUGGACAUUCUGAACAGGCUUCCCAAGGGGGUAGACGUCACUGCUGCUCGACAGAUCCUGAACGAUAUAGUAGUCCGUGGCGACGAAGUUCAUUGGGACGAUAUAGCAGGUCUAGAUGGAGCGAAAAAGGCGCUUAAAGAAGCCGUGGUCUACCCAUUCCUCCGGCCUGAUCUCUUUUCCGGUCUACGGGAGCCUGCCCGCGGCAUGCUUCUAUUUGGGCCUCCAGGCACAGGCAAGACUAUGUUGGCACGCGCAGUCGCUACGGAAUCUAAGUCGACCUUCUUCUCCGUCUCCGCAUCGACCCUGACUUCCAAAUGGCAUGGUGAGAGCGAGAAGCUCGUACGUGCUCUAUUCGGACUCGCCAAGGCCCUCGCUCCAUCCAUCAUCUUCGUCGACGAGAUCGACUCGUUGCUCUCCGCCCGCUCAUCAGGAACCGAGAACGAAGCCUCCCGGCGAUCGAAGACGGAAUUUCUCAUCCAAUGGUCUGACCUGCAGCGUGCAGCAGCUGGUCGCGAGCAGAAGGACAAGAAAAUCGGCGACGCCAGCCGCGUGCUCGUCCUCGCGGCCACAAACAUGCCUUGGGAUAUUGACGAAGCUGCGCGUCGUCGAUUCGUGCGUCGACAAUACAUCCCUCUCCCGGAGCACAACGUUCGCGAACAACAACUACGGAAACUGCUCAGUCACCAAGUCCAUGAACUUUCCGACGAGGAUAUCGAAGUUCUGGUUCAAGUCACGGAAGGCUUCUCAGGCUCCGACAUGACUGCCCUCGCCAAAGACGCAGCCAUGGGUCCUCUCCGUAACCUAGGCGAAGCGCUCCUGCACACCCCUAUGGACCAGAUCCGGCCAAUACGGUUUCAGGACUUCCAGGCGAGCUUACUUUCUAUCCGUCCUAGUCCUUUGUAUCACGGCUAUAUUUUGCUCCUCAUUUUGUCUGGCGUAACCGGCUGCGAUGGGAUACAUGGUGUGCCAGGACAGGGAACCAAGUAUCAAAGAGGGGAGAGAGGAAGGGGGGAUGUAACAUCAAUUCCCAUUAUAACAUCACCACUCAACUUCUUAUAA
This is a messenger RNA of Aspergillus neoniger CBS 115656, 2451 nucleotides long. RefSeq names its product putative AAA family ATPase. The coding region runs from base 1 to 2451 and encodes 816 amino acids. Gene Ontology annotation, molecular function: ATP hydrolysis activity; ATP binding. Lineage: Eukaryota; Fungi; Ascomycota; Eurotiomycetes; Eurotiales; Aspergillaceae. The record is from RefSeq and is a predicted model, not a curated record. The transcript is spliced from 7 exons.